AUGGAGUUUUUCAUCAGUAUGUCUGAAACCAUUAAAUACAAUGACGAUGAUCAUAAAACUCUGUUUCUGAAAACCCUAAACGAGCAGCGCCUGGAAGGAGAAUUUUGCGAUAUCGCGAUUGUGGUGGAGGAUGUCAAGUUCAGGGCGCACAGGUGUGUCCUUGCCGCCUGCAGCACCUACUUUAAAAAGCUUUUCAAGAAGCUUGAGGUCGAUAGCUCUUCAGUGAUAGAAAUAGAUUUUCUCCGUUCUGAUAUAUUUGAAGAGGUCCUGAAUUACUUGUACACGGCAAAGAUUUCUGUGAAAAAAGAAGAUGUUAACUUAAUGAUGUCAUCGGGUCAGAUUCUCGGUAUCCGAUUUUUGGAUAAACUCUGUUCUCAGAAGUGGGACGUGUCCAGUCCGGACGAAAGUAAUGGCCAAUCCAAAAGCAAGUACUGUCUCAAGAUCAAUCGCCCCAUUGGAGAUGCUGCUGACACUCAGGAUGAUGACGUGGAGGAAACUGGAGACCAAGAUGACAGUCCCUCGGAUGACACGGUAGAAGGCACCCCCCCAAGUCAGGAGGACGGCAAGUCGCCCACGACGACGCUCAGGGUCCAGGAAGCGAUCCUGAAAGAGCUGGGGAGUGAGGAGGUGCGGCAAGUCAAUUGCUAUGGCCAGGAAGUCGAAUCCAUGGAGACCCCCGAGUCCAAGGAUCUGGGAUCCCAGACCCCUCAAGCCUUAACAUUUAACGAUGGGAUGAGUGAAGUGAAGGAUGAACAGACCCCAGGCUGGACCACAGCUGCCAGCGACAUGAAGUUUGAGUACCUGCUGUACGGCCACCACCGGGAGCAGAUCGCCUGCCAGGCCUGCGGGAAGACGUUUUCGGACGAGGGCAGGCUGAGAAAGCACGAGAAGCUGCACACGGCCGACCGGCCCUUUGUCUGCGAGAUGUGCACCAAGGGCUUCACCACCCAGGCCCACCUGAAGGAGCACCUGAAGAUCCACACGGGCUACAAGUCCUACAGCUGCGAGGUGUGCGGCAAGUCGUUCAUACGCGCCCCGGACUUGAAGAAGCACGAGCGGGUCCACAGCAAUGAGCGGCCCUUCGCCUGCCACAUGUGCGACAAGGCCUUCAAACACAAGUCCCACCUCAAGGACCACGAGCGCAGGCAUCGGGGCGAGAAGCCCUUCGUGUGCGGCUCCUGCACCAAGGCCUUCGCCAAGGCGUCGGAUCUGAAACGGCACGAGAACAAUAUGCACAGCGAGCGGAAGCAGGUCACCCCCAGCGCCAUGCAGAGCGAGACCGAGCAGAUUCAGGCGGCGGCCAUGGCCGCGGAGGCCGAGCAGCAGCUGGAGACCAUUGCCUGCAGCUAG
Molecule: messenger RNA, 1350 nt
Organism: Physeter macrocephalus (sperm whale)
Lineage: Eukaryota; Metazoa; Chordata; Mammalia; Artiodactyla; Physeteridae
Product: zinc finger and BTB domain-containing protein 14-like
Exons: 1
Coding region: 1-1350 (449 amino acids)
Biological process (GO): regulation of transcription by RNA polymerase II
Cellular component (GO): nucleus
Molecular function (GO): DNA-binding transcription factor activity, RNA polymerase II-specific; protein binding
Source: RefSeq, a predicted model, not a curated record